AUGUCUCACUCGUAUACCUUUGACUAUCCCUCCGGAUCUGCCAUGCAGCCAGAGGUGAUCCGCUUCUUCCAGGACUUCUACCAGCUUUCCGACACUCCGGACGGCGACGACUUGUACCCGACCAGGUUUACUGAGGAUGCAACGUUCAUUCUGGCAUCGCGCGUGAGCCGGGGACGGGCUGGUAAGCCUGGAAUCACACCGGGAGGAAACGGUAGCUGA
Monascus purpureus is the source of this 219-nucleotide messenger RNA. Lineage: Eukaryota; Fungi; Ascomycota; Eurotiomycetes; Eurotiales; Aspergillaceae. The record is from the annotation of a GenBank genome assembly.